Chenopodium quinoa (quinoa) is the source of this 2861-nucleotide messenger RNA. RefSeq names its product probable rhamnogalacturonate lyase B. Lineage: Eukaryota; Viridiplantae; Streptophyta; Magnoliopsida; Caryophyllales; Amaranthaceae. The record is from RefSeq and is a predicted model, not a curated record. The transcript has 18 exons. Gene Ontology annotation, molecular function: carbohydrate binding. The coding region runs from base 685 to 2718 and encodes 677 amino acids.
GUAUAAAAACUAACAACGGUGCGCCGUUAGAUCCCUCUUAUAAUGUGACUUUCAUUGGCCAAGAAAGUCAUGGACCAACUAAACACACCUAAAGUUAGUUCUUAUAACGUGUACAUGAGUACAUACAUCUUUCUUCUCUCUCUCUCUUGCUUAGCUUUCCAUUUCACAACAGCAGCAUGUUGAGUUUGGGAAAGAAGCUAAGCUAAGAUGGUGACUCCUAUUUUCUCCAAUUUUCAAUAAUUUUAUUAUUUUACCAACAGAAUCUAAACAAGAAAAGUCGGCUCAAUUUGAAAGAGUAAACUACAAGAAAGGAUGCAAUAAAAUACAAGUAAAAAAAAAAAAAACACUAUUUUUAGUAUGUAUAGUAAGAAUGCUUUAAUUCAAUGUGAAGGCUUCUCUCAAACUAGAUAAUUUUUUUUAUUAAUUAUUAUUUGGUUUGCCAAACAUUCUUUUAUCUAUACCCACCUUAUAAUAUAAAUUCCCAUUUUCUUCCUACCACUCCAUUUUUCUCCUCCAUGCAUACUACUACUACUACCCUCAGAAAGAGGAAAAAGAGGGUCCAAUUUCAAGUUGAAGGUUAUUGGAAUAUGUUGUAUGAUUUGCCUACGCCAUUACAAGUAGUUCAUCUUCAUCUUCUUCAUAUCAAUACUCAUAUCAACAUACUUUUAAUCUUUGUUGAUAAUCAUGCAAGGAGCUCAAAUUUGCCUUGCAAUUGUGGUUCUGGUUAAUUUCAUGCAAAUUUUGCAUGCUAAUUAUAUCACUACAUCAUCAUCUAUACAAUGGACAAGAAAUUCAGAGGAUGUCCAAGGCCCAUCACAAGAGGUGCAACUUCAUUAUCAAGACAACCAUAUUGUGUUGGACAACGGCAUAAUACAAGUGACACUAUUAAAUCCCGAGGGAAGUGUCACCAAAAUUCAAUACAAUGGCAUCGUUAAUUUGCUUGAAGAGCUCAAUGAUGAAUCCAACAGAGGGUAUUGGGAUAUAGUCUGGAAAGGCGAAGGAGUUACAAGAAAAAAGGGCAACUUGGAUAGGCUUGAUGCAACAGAUUUUAAGGUCAUUGUGGAGACAAGUGAACAAGUAGAGGUCUCAUUUACAAGAACAUGGAACUCAUCUCUUAAAACCAAACUUCCCCCUUUAAACAUUGACAAAAGGUUUGUUCUGCUUCGAGGUUCAUCUGGCUUCUACACUUAUGCUAUCUAUGAGCAUCCAAAAGACUUUCCGGGUUUUACUCUGACAAAUACUCGGCUUGCUUUUAAGCUCAACAAACUAUGGUUUAACUACAUGGCUAUGUCAGAUUACAGGCAAAGAAAACUGCCUCUUCCUGAUGAUCGUUCACCUAACAGAAGCGAGGCCUUAGCUUAUCCUGAAGCUGUUUUACUUACCGACCCAAUCGAGCCAGAGUUUAAAGGGGAGGUCGAUGACAAAUACCAAUACUCGGGUGAAGCCAAAGACAUCCAGGUACAUGGGUGGAUAUGCAGCAAUCCACCCACCGGACUCUGGCAGAUCAUUCCUAACAAUGAGUUCCGGUCUGCUGGACCAACCAAACAAUAUCUGACAUCCCAUGUUGGCCCGACUUCCCUCUCAGUACUCUUAAGUACUCAUUACUCGGGUCAAGAACUAAUGGCAGAAUUUAAAGAUGGAGAACCAUGGAAAAAAGUUUUAGGGCCUCUUUUUGUGUAUGCUAAUUCUGCGAAAAAUGAGAGUGACUCGCAGCAAUUAUGGGAGGAUGCUAAACAGCAGUUGAGUGUUGAGGCAAAGCGUUGGCCUUACACCUUUGCAGUUUCGGAUGAUUACCCAUCAGCUGACCAGCGUGGCAGCAUUAGUGGUAGUUUACUAGUCUAUGAUAGUUACCUGAAAACGAAUACUUCAGCAAACAAAGCAUAUGUAGGGUUUGCAGCUCCAGGAGACGUUGGAUCCUGGCAAAGAGAGAGCAAGGGAUAUCAAUUCUGGACAACAACAGAUGACAAAGGUCAUUUCACCAUAGAAAAUAUACGGCCUGGGAGCUACAAUCUCUAUGCUUGGGUUCCCGGCUUCAUAGGAGAUUACAAAUACAACGACAUAGUUGAUAUAACAGCAGGACAUGCUAUUGAUUUGGGCGAUCUUGUGUAUGAUCAUCCAAGAGACGGACCUAUAUUGUGGGAGAUUGGCAUACCAGAUCGUUCUGCUGCAGAAUUCUUUAUUCCUGAUCCUGAUCCAAAUCUUGUCAAUAAACUCUAUCUGACGCGUGACAGGUAUCGACAGUAUGGUCUAUGGCAAAGGUAUACAGAUUUGUAUCCUGACGAAGAUUUAAUUUAUACUGUUAAUGUUAGCACCUAUCAGAAAGAUUGGUUCUUCGCUCAAGUUACUAGGAACGUAAGCAACACGUAUCAAGGAACAACAUGGCAGAUCAAAUUCCAACUCGAUAAACUCAUCUCCUCUGGAACCUAUUACUUGAGACUAUCACUUGCAUCAGCAACUGAUUCAGAGUUACAGGUUAGGAUUAAUGAUCGACAUGAAAAUCCUCCGUUAUUCACAACAGGACUAAUAGGGCACGACAAUACGAUUGCUAGGCACGGCAUCCAUGGACUAUAUUGGCUUUACAAUGUGACCAUACCAGGCAACAAAUUAGUGCAGGGUAAUAAUACCAUUUUCUUGACACAAGUUUGGGGUCUUAGUCCUUGGAGAGGCAUUUUGUAUGACUACAUUCGUCUCGAAGCUCCUGUUGCUGAUGCCUACUAAUUCUUUAAUUGAUUAGGUUCAAAUUCAUUGCUUAUGCAUGUAAAUAUACAAAUUAAACACAUUUUUGUGGAAAAUAGGUGAUUGGAUUAGCUCUAUUGAGCUCAAAGAGAUAUAAUAGAAGAGAGAUUUACAUUAGUCUCUAA